AUGCCUUUCGCGGUCUGCACCGGCCCCGAACCCGCCCCCGGCGCCUCCCUGCCGCGCCCCGCGCUGCCGCUGCCGACGCACGUCGAGCUGCGCGUGCCGCGCGCGCUUGCGGCGAACCUCGCGGCCAACCGCUGCGGCAUCACCGCAGCUCUCGCCGCCGGCGAGGGCGGCGUCACAGCGGCGCCCGAGGCGCUGCUCGCCUCCCAUGCACAGCUCGCCGCGCUGUGCGCCGCGAGCGGCGAGCAGGGUUCGGCACACGUGCCCCUCCAACUCCCGCUGCCGCCCCUGGACUCGCUGGCUGCGGCGGACCUGCCCCUCCUCAUGAUCCUGCUCCGGCGGUGGCAGGAGGAUAGCGGCGCCGAGCAAGGUGCACGCGGGCGCCUGCCCGUCGACGCCGGCAACGGCUCUGACAGCGACAGCGGAUUGUCAGGGGACGAUUAUCGUGAGCCACCCGUUGGCCCUGACGGCUCACAACGGCAGCAGCAUCUGCAGCAGCAGCAGGUUGCGCUGGACGCCUACCCUCGCGGCGCCUGCACGGGCAGCAACUGCAGCGGAGCGAAUAGCGGUGUUCAGGGCGACGGCAGUAGCUGCGGCAGCGGCAGCAUUUGCGGCACUGGCAGCGGCAGCGGCAGCGGCAGCCGCAGCAACAGCCGCAGCCGCAGCCGCAGCCGCAGCCGCAGCCGCAGCCGCAGCCGCAGCCGCAGCCGCAGCCGCAGCGGCGACCGCGGCGGCAGCGGCAGCCGCAGCAGCGGCGAUGGCGGCGGCAGCAGCGGCAGCGGCGGCAGCCGCGGCCGCAGCCGUAGCAGCGGCGGUAGCAGCAGCAGCGAUUACCAGAGCUGCAAGCAGCCCGACAGCCCCGCCGGCCCGGGAUCGCUCGUCGCGGCGCUCCCGCUGCUGCUCCUCCCUAGCCCCGCCUGCUGCGCCGAGGUGCAGGCCCUGCUACCCGCCGCCCUUGACGCCACGCGCGCCGCGCCCAACGUGGGGCCCAGCGGUGCGGCAGGCACGGCCUUUCCUGCCGCGCCGCCGGAUCCCGGCGAGUCGUUUGCAGCCCACGUGGCCCCGCUGCUGCUGGACUACUCGCACGCACUCGCCGGCCGCGCAGUGCGCGGCAGCCGCGGCAGCGGCGGCGACGACGGCGACCGCGGCGCGUAUGCGGAGGACGUGCGGCGGCUGCUGCUGUUUUUGCUGGCCAGCGGCAAGCCCAACUGCGCGCGCCUGCUCGUGGCGGCGGCCGCGCGCGCGGGGGUCGUCU
Messenger RNA from Monoraphidium neglectum, 1252 nucleotides. RefSeq lists its product as hypothetical. NCBI's taxonomy places the organism in Eukaryota, Viridiplantae, Chlorophyta, Chlorophyceae, Sphaeropleales, Selenastraceae. The annotation marks the transcript as partial. The transcript has a single exon. The record is from RefSeq and is a predicted model, not a curated record.